GGUGUAAGGUCAGUGAACUUGAUUUCCUCAACGGUUCCUGGAUAAUAUCACGCCUCCCGAAACAAUCGCGGUCUAUCCUCCGUCACUGCGACUGUUUUUGGCAGCCAUUUAUUGCUUCUUUACCCGAGCGACGAGGAAUGAACGAAUCAUCUCAAGAAGAAAGACCAUCGGACAUUUCCCUUGUGGGGUGGUCACUAGCUUUUGGCAUAAUGUCAAUAAUCAUCGUCACAGGCAACUCAAUUGCCAUUGCGGUGCUCACAAGAAGGCGACUACUACGCAGGCGGACAAGCUAUUUUCUUCUUUCUCUUGCUGUAGCUGAUAUGACAGUUGGAAUAUUUUCAGUUCCAGCUUUCAUCUAUCAGUUUGUUAGCUUCUGGCAACAUGGUUCUGUCUCAAAAUCCACGCUUUUGAACAUUGUGAAAGCAAUGGACGUAUUUUGCGGCCUGGGGUCUACAUUCACUCUGACAAUAAUCGCCUUGGAAAGAGUGUAUGCGAUUUGUUUCCCGAUCCGUCACAGAACCUCCACAAAAAGGUUGUACCACGCCUUGGUUUCUUGCGUUUGGAUCUUAGCGACGCUCUUGUCAAGUCUGUACUUUUUCCAUGAAUACGACUUGAUCGAACACAAAGUGUUCUUCUGGUUUCUAAUUUUGACGUUCUUCUCUUCCAUGCUUGUAAUGUUGUUAGCUUAUCUCGCCAUCUGGAUAAAGGCCCGCGUCCAGCAGAUGUACUUUAGAGAGGCAAGUGUAGAGUCUUCUGGAGCUGGAUCCGACCGAAAGAGACUUCCAUGUAUCAACGAAAACAGCAGCAGGGACAGAAGUCGGCGAGCCAUCGAGAAUGACCGAAAAUUGGCCUUGACUGUGUUUAUAGUGACGACAGUUUUUAUCCUAACUUGGCUUCCAUUUCACGUCAUUAAUCUAAUUGUGUUCUUGAGGUGUAAAUCUUUUCCAUGCCUUGCGCAGCCUUCACAUCAACUGAUUUAUACCGUGAAAUUACUUCAUUAUACAAACUCUAUUUUAAACCCAGUUAUUUAUUCGCUCAGACUGCAGGAUUUUCGGUCAACUUUGAAAAAAUUCCUUUACCGUAAAGGAUGAUGCGUUUCUGGGAAUCCGUUACUGUUUUCCAAAAUCAGUUGGGUGAUGGAGAGAUCAAAUGCUCAUGCUUACUCUGCUAAUUUGCAGACAAUUUGACGAGUUAGUAUGCUUUACAGUACCUCAUAAAAAAAGGAAGAUGUGUUUUUGUAGCCUAAGGCUCAUAAUGAAGGGAUUGGAUCACAACAUGCAUAAAAUUCAUUGUAAGCUGACCACUUUUACACAUUCACCAGCUUGAGACGCUCCCAUCGAUCUUUACAAAUAAUCAAUUGCGAAAAAGAACUGUUUCAUUCUUGACAUCAAGCAUAUAUUUCCCCCAGCCCUGGUUUUUAACCAUGGUCUUUAAACCAUGUCUGAUUGUCCACCUGGUUGCCAUGUGAACUUUAAUAUAUCUGUGGGUCUACAUGUUUAUACAGCUGUAACGAGAAAGGUUGUUGAAAAAAAGACGUAAAAGUGCACGCCACAAUCCCAAAAGGUAUUGUGAAUAGUUCCCUGAUUUCAGGAUUUCCGAGAAAUCUGAGAAACGUCACUGUAAGGACGAGGCAGAGCGGGUUCGGGAGCGGGUAAACUUCAUUGAUUACCAGAUAACCAGAUUACCUUUGGUGGUUGUCGCGUGCAAUUUUUUCCUUUUUUCCGACAAACUUUCUCCCAAAAGCUGCAUACUGAAGUAUGAUGCAACUAUACUGUAUGUUACGGCUACAUUCAUGGAAAAAGUGGAAUUGUAGCACC
Messenger RNA from Pocillopora verrucosa, 1817 nucleotides. Its product is annotated as beta-1 adrenergic receptor-like. Gene Ontology annotation, cellular component: plasma membrane. Gene Ontology annotation, biological process: G protein-coupled receptor signaling pathway. The record is from RefSeq and is a predicted model, not a curated record. Lineage: Eukaryota; Metazoa; Cnidaria; Anthozoa; Scleractinia; Pocilloporidae. Gene Ontology annotation, molecular function: G protein-coupled receptor activity.